Molecule: messenger RNA, 609 nt
Organism: Biomphalaria glabrata
Lineage: Eukaryota; Metazoa; Mollusca; Gastropoda; Planorbidae
Exons: 5
Coding region: 1-609 (202 amino acids)
Source: RefSeq, a predicted model, not a curated record
AUGAAGAUGAUUGAAAAGACCAUAGAAAAAAUAAGCGAACAGAGAAAGAAGUUAAAGAGAGAACAGAGAAAGAAGUUAAAGAGAGAACAGAGAAAGAAGUUAAAGAGAGAACAGAGAAAGAAGUUAAAGAGAGAACAGAGAAAGAAGUUAAAGAGAGAACAGAGAUGCCAGUUAAAGAGAGAACAGAGAAAGAAGUUAAAGAGAGAACAGAGAUGCCAGUUAAAGAGAGAACAGAGAAAGAAGUUAAAGAGAGAACAAAGAAAGAAGUUAAAGAGAGAACAGAGAAAGAAGUUAAAGAGAGAACAGAGAUUUAAAGAGAGAACAGAGAAAGAAGUUAAAGAGAGAACAGAGAAAGAAGUUAAAGAGAGAACAAAGAAAGAAUUAAAGAGAGAACAGAGAAAGAAGUUAAAGAGAGAACAAAGAAAGAAGUUAAAGAGAGAACAAAGAAAGAAGUUAAAGAGAGAACAGAGAAAGAAGUUAAAGAGAGAACAGAGAAAGAAGUUAAAGAGAGAACAGAGAUAUGACUUUGACAGCGAGUCUUGUCAAAAAAAAAUGACCAGACCAGCUUUAAAUGCUUUGAAUGUGAUGUCAAAUACAUGUAUAUGUUAA